AUGGGGCUCCCGGGAGAGGGGGACUCCCUGCAGAGCCGGGGGGACACAGGGCACGGACCCUGCUACGAUGAGCUCGUCGCUCCCCUCUACUCCUCGUCCAUCGGUGCCUCCUCCAGAUACAACAUCUUCUACUCGUCCAGCUUCGCCCGGCUGCACAGCACCAGCGGCUGGUCCCCCGACCCCCGGGACAAGCAGCCCUGGCUCCAGAUCGACCUGAUGCAAAAGCACCGGAUCAACGCGGUGGCCACGCAGGGGACCUUCAACACCUACGACUGGCUGACGCGAUACAUUGUGCUCUAUGGAGACCACCCCACCAGCUGGAAACCCUUCUUCCAGCAGGGCAGCAACUGGACGUUCUUCGGGAAUGUGAACGAGAGCGGGGUGGUGCGGCACGACCUGCACUACCCCAUCCUGGCACGCUACAUCCGCAUCAUCCCGGUGGCCUGGAACCCGCGCGGGAAGAUCGGGCUGCGUCUGGGCCUCUAUGGCUGCCCCUACCGGUCCCACGUGCUCUUCUUUGACGGGGAUGACGCCAUCUCCUACCGCUUCCGGGCCAAGAAGAUCAGCACCCUUGAGGAUGACAUCUCCUUCAACUUCAAGACGCUGGAGCAGGAUGGGGUGCUGAUGCACGGGGAGGGCUCGCAGGGUGACUACAUCACGGUGGAGCUCAAGCAGGCCCAGCUCCUCCUGCACAUCAGCUUAGGUGAGGCGGGGCCGGGGGCCGGGAGCCGGGGGGGCCACACGACGGCGGGGGUGGGCAGCCUCCUGGAUGACCAGCACUGGCACUCGCUGCACAUCGAGCGCUACGGCCGCCACGUCAACCUGACACUGGACGGGGAGGUCAAGCGCUUCCGCUGCCACGGCACCUUCGACCAGCUCGACCUCGACACCGAGCUCUUCUUCGGGGGGGUGAUCGACCAGGACAAGCAGCACCUCACCUACCGGCAAAACUUCCGGGGCUGCGUGGAGAACAUCAUCUUCAACGGGGUCAACAUCGCCGACCUGGCCCGGCACCGGAGGCCCAACAUCCGUUUCGAGGGCAGCGUGGGCCACUACUGCCAGGACCAGCUGAACAACCCCAUCACCUUCGCCGGCAUCAACAACUAUGUGCGGGUGCCAGGGAUCCCACGGAGGAACCGCCUGGCUGUCAGCUUCCGCUUCCGCUCCUGGGACACCGCCGGGCUGCUGCUCUACACCAGCUUCGCCGACCGCCUGGGCUCCCUCGAGGUGGUGUUGAGCGAGGGGCAGGUCAAUGUCUCCAUUGCCCAGCCCGGCAAGAAGAAGCUGGAGUUUGCUGCAGGGCAUCGCCUGAACGACGGCUUCUGGCACUCGGUGCAGCUGGUGGCACGGGACGGCUCGGCCGUGGUGACCAUCGACGAUGACGAUGGCGCCGAGUUUCGGGUGGCACACCCCUUCCAGCUCCCCCCCAACCUGUGCGAGCACGACAGCCGCUGCGUCCAGUCCUGGGACGACUUCAUGUGUAUCUGCGACCUGACGGGGUACAAGGGGGAGACCUGCCACAAAUCCCUUUACAAGGAGUCGUGCGAUGCUUACCGGGUCAGCGGGAAAACCUCAGGGAACUACACCAUCGACCCGGACGGCAGCGGGCCGCUCAAGCCCUUCACGGUGUACUGCGACAUCCGAGAGGACCGAGCAUGGACUAUCAUCCGGCACAACCGCCACUACGCCACGCGGGUGACGGGCUCCAGCGUGGACCAGCCCUUCCUGGGGGCCGUAGAGUACUGGAAUGCCUCCUGGGAUGAGGUCUCAGCGCUGGCGAAUGCCUCUGAGUACUGCGAGCAGCGCAUCGAGCUCCACUGCUACAGCUCCCGCCUGCUCAACACCCCCUCUGGGCUGCCCUUCAGCUUCUGGAUGGGCCGACACAACGAGCGGCACUACUACUGGGGGGGCUCACGGCCGGGCAUCCAGCGUUGCGCCUGUGGGUUGGACAAGAACUGCGCCGACCCCAAGUACUUCUGCAACUGUGACGCCGACCACGCGCUGUGGAGGACGGACAAGGGUCUGCUGAGCUUCGUGGACCACCUGCCCGUCACCCAGGUUGUGGUUGGAGACACCAACCGCUCCGGCUCUGAAGCCCAGUUCCUGCUGGGCCCUCUACGGUGCUACGGAGACCGCAACACCUGGAACACCGUCUCCUUCAACAGGGGCGCAGCCCUGCUCUUCCCUACCUUCCAGGCUAACCACAGCCUCGACAUCUCCUUCUACUUCAAGACCACUGCCCUGUCUGGCGUCUUCCUGGAGAACCCCGGCUCCCGAAACUACAUCCGCAUCGAGCUCAACACCACCAGGGACGUGGUGUUUGCCUACGACAUCGGGAACGGGGACGAGAACCUGACGGUGCGGUCGGUGGUGCCCUGGAAUGAUGACGAGUGGCACCAGGUGAAGGCUGAGCUCAACGUCAAGCUGGCACGACUGCGGGUGGACAAGCUGCCCUGGGUGGUGCGGCCGGCCCCCCCCCAGAGCUUCGUCCGCCUGGACUUCGACAGGCCCCUCUACGUCGGCGCGGCAGAGCACAAGAUGCGCCCGUUCUUGGGGUGCCUGCGGGCACUGAGGAUGAACGGGGUGACGCUCAACCUGGAGGGCAAGGCCAACGAGACGGAGGGCGUGCGGGUCAAUUGCACCGGCCAUUGCCAGGACCCACCGGUGCCCUGCCAGAACAGCGGGCUCUGUGUCGAGCGCUACAGCCACUACAGCUGCAACUGCAGCAUCUCCGCCUUCGACGGGCCCUUCUGCAACCACGACAUCGGCGGGUACUUCGAGGAGGGCACCUGGGUGCGGUACAACAUCCUGCCGAUGUCGCUGUACGCCGCCCGCGAGUUCGCCAGCAUCGUCAGCAGCCCCUGGCAGCCCCUGCCCGACAUCGGCGGGUACUUCGAGGAGGGCACCUGGGUGCGGUACAACAUCCUGCCGAUGUCGCUGUACGCCGCCCGCGAGUUCGCCAGCAUCGUCAGCAGCCCCUGGCAGCCCCUGCCUGGCUACAACCUCACCAGCGAGGAGGUCAGCUUCAGCUUCAGCACCACCUCGGCGCCUGCCGUGCUGCUCUACGUCAGCUCCUUCGUCAAGGACUACAUGGCCGUGCUUAUCAAGGAUGACGGGAGCCUGCAGCUGCGCUACCAGCUGGGCACCAGCCCCUACGUCUUCGCCCUCACCACCAAGCCGGUGACGGACGGGAGGCCCCACCGCGUCAACAUCCCCCGCCUGCACCGCACGCUGUACACCCAGGUGGACUAUCUCCCCGUCAUGGAGCAGCAGUUCUCCCUGUUCGUGGACAGCAAGCUGGACUCACCCAAAAACCUGUACCUGGGGCGCGUGAUGGAGACCGGCGUGAUUGACCCCGAGAUCCAGCGCUACAACACGCCCGGCUUCUCAGGCUGCCUCUCGGGGGUGAAGUUCAACAGCCUGGUCCCCCUCAAAGCCAUCUUCCGCCCCACCAGCGUCGUGCGGCCCUACAGCAUCCGAGGGGAGCUGGUGGAGUCCAGCUGCGCCUCCAUGCUGCCCCUCACCACCAUCCUCAUCCCCCCCGAGAUGGACCCCUGGUACAUGGGCACAGAGUUCCCCCACGUGCACGACGACGCCAGAGCCACGAAGGAAGCCACGCAAUACCCGGCCUCGGGGCGCAGCCCGGGGCACGCCAAGCAAUACCCUGCCCAUGCGGGCGACGGCUGCCGCUGCCGCGCAUGA
Molecule: messenger RNA, 3702 nt
Organism: Nipponia nippon (crested ibis)
Lineage: Eukaryota; Metazoa; Chordata; Aves; Pelecaniformes; Threskiornithidae
Source: RefSeq, a predicted model, not a curated record